Chondrus crispus (carragheen) is the source of this 282-nucleotide messenger RNA. RefSeq lists its product as hypothetical. NCBI's taxonomy places the organism in Eukaryota, Rhodophyta, Florideophyceae, Gigartinales, Gigartinaceae. The record is from RefSeq and is a predicted model, not a curated record. The coding region runs from base 1 to 282 and encodes 93 amino acids. The transcript has a single exon.
AUGGACUACAAGCGCCCAAGAGGACACUUGCACAGCGUGGAGCUGCGCUGCAGUCGACGUAGGUAUUGCGUUUUGAGGUGCGUUUAUGACGAAGAUCCUGUACGGUACUGCAUAUUCAAAAUCCCGUCUCCUCGACCCGUAACAGGAAUGGAGCAACCGACAUUCCUGUUACUCUUUCUGCAAAAGCCAUGUGGAACGUUAAGGUUGGCCGUGAGCGAGCAAGUAUUGCUCUGUAGCAACUCAUUGGUUUGGAUCGAAAGGGACGCUGCAAUUAAACACUAG